Messenger RNA from Emiliania huxleyi CCMP1516, 1239 nucleotides. RefSeq lists its product as hypothetical. The coding region runs from base 1 to 1239 and encodes 412 amino acids. Gene Ontology annotation, molecular function: nucleic acid binding. The record is from RefSeq and is a predicted model, not a curated record. NCBI's taxonomy places the organism in Eukaryota, Haptophyta, Isochrysidales, Noelaerhabdaceae. The transcript is spliced from 4 exons.
AUGCUCACGCGGGAUAGGCACACGAUGGGCGAGCCCGGGGCGGUGGGGACGCUUUAUGACGAGGCGUACAAGAGGCUCAAUGCGGAGGUGGCCAGGAUAUGCCUCGCGCUGCACAGAGCGCGGCCCUUCGCGCACCUCGCUGCGACGGAUGGAGGGAGAGACAUGCCAAACAAGUGGGUGGGGGAUAGGUUCGUGCCUCGACCAGUUGUGUCGUAUGGGGUGUACGAAGGGCCGGCCCGAUUCGGGAGACCCGUCGAGGGAUCUGGGCAGCUCGAAGGCGGGGACGAUGAGCUGCGGCUCGCGUUUGGGCAGGGGCUGUGGGGCGGCAGACUGCCAGACGACUGGCAGGUGAUAGACGCGGAAAUGUACGCGGUGCUGGCUUACCUGCGCAAGAUGGCGACGGCGGAAGAUGCGGCGGACAGGAGGUGCCUCGUCUUGAGCGACUGCAAGCCCGCACUACAGCAGAUCGAGGCGGCGUACCGAAAAGGCUCUCUCGAGGGGCUCCGGGAGUGGGAGGGAUAUGCAGAUCUUGAAUCCGUCACGUUCCUGUGGGUACCGAGCCACGCGGGGUGCGCUAGCAACGCCUACGCCGACGCCGCGGCGACGGCAUACAUGGGGGCCAGCGAGAUUGAGGAUGCCACCGCCGUCAUCCGUGAAGCAGGACUCACGGCGGGAUCGCACACGGCAGGGGUGACGGGGCCGCUGUGGAGCGAUGUGGUCAGGGGAACGACGAGACACAAAUGGGACAAGCGCCAGCGGAUCAAGGAUCAACACGGCGAGCGCGAGAUUGAAUUCGCCGAUGUGGAUGAUCAUAACGUGGUGACAAAGACCGUCAUGGGAGCGCGGGUGCGGCAGCAGGCGGGGGUGCCACACGGAGCGCACCACGAGAGGAUCAUGCGGGGAGAGGCGGGGAAAGAGACCCCGGGCGCCGCCACGAGGAGCGAACUCAGGGGCUGCCUCGUCUGUAAGGCCGCGAGGGACGCGGCGAGGAGGGCGGCACUAAAGCGAGACCCGCUGUGUCCAGUCGCGCGGAAUGCCGCGCAGCAAUGGACCGAGGAAGAUGAGAACCCGCCUAGGGCGACAAUGGCGCACUUGCUUAGCGGCGCCUGCCUGGGGAAUAGGGAGCAGGCCAGAUGGUUCCUCAGAGUAGCGCGAGCGCAGACGGGGACGGCGAUCAGCAAAGGCUCUCUUGCCCGCAACCCGAUAUCGAUCAUCCGGCCCGCUGGGUGCGCUUCUUAG